Dunckerocampus dactyliophorus (ringed pipefish) is the source of this 2460-nucleotide messenger RNA. It is a transcript of the gene drc1, whose product is annotated as dynein regulatory complex subunit 1 homolog (Chlamydomonas). The transcript has 15 exons. The record is from RefSeq and is a predicted model, not a curated record. Gene Ontology annotation, cellular component: axoneme; axonemal dynein complex. The coding region runs from base 69 to 1985 and encodes 638 amino acids. NCBI's taxonomy places the organism in Eukaryota, Metazoa, Chordata, Actinopteri, Syngnathiformes, Syngnathidae. Gene Ontology annotation, biological process: regulation of cilium movement; cilium-dependent cell motility; axonemal dynein complex assembly.
CAAAAUACUGCGACUCCCCUUUUGACUUCGUCAUUCGGUGUGAAACUUUAAUUUAGCACAUUGCAAAUAUGGAAACAAGUCAGGAAGCGCGUGGACACUUGGGUUUUUCCGCAAGCAAAGAAGCAGAAAACAGUGUGUCCAAGCAGGAGGACACUUCUGUCGAAGUCAACAAAGAACGGCUGCCUCAAGGAGAAGAGCAAGACGGAGGGCGGAUUUCCAAGCUGGAGAGAGAUUUGUUGGAAUUAGUGAUCAACAUCCAAACUGCAGCCGACGCCAAAGAAUCAAUGAGAAGGGCAGAAUUAGAGGAAGCUCGCAGGAUCAGAUCAGAGAUGCUGCAGAACAAAGCCAAGUCCAGCCAGGAGAAGUUUGAGGAGAUCACCAGCAGGUGGUCACUGGCUGAGCAGACUGUGAUCCCUCAGGAGCUGCAGGAAACUUUGACCUGGCAACGGCUGUUGUGUGCAGAGCUCAUAGAGGACAAGAAGAAAGUCAUAAAAGAUCUGCAGCAGGAGUUGAAGUGUGGAGAUGAUCGCUACGUGAAGGACUUGAGGAGGCAGGCGGAGGAGAUGGAUGUGAUGAUGAAGCACUCAGAGGAGCUCAUCAGUACGCUGACGCAGGCCUACAGGGAGGAGCUAGCCCACAUUGAGAGCGUGUACCAGCAGGAACAUGACGUCUUACUGACAAAAGAGCGGACCGAAUGGGAGCGCUGCGUCAAGGAACUGUGGGACAAACAGCAAGCGAGGCUGAUGGAGAGGAGGGCGGCGGUGGAGGAAUACGAAGCAAAAAUUCACAAUCUGAUGAUGAAUCCGGAACAGAAGUACGACGCCAUGAGGGCGGAAUGCGAUGCAAAGUUUCAGUAUCUGGAAAGGGAACAUCAGCAGAUGUUGGCCGACAGCAUGAUCAGUAACAUAAACCACAUGAAACGCAAGGCUGACAGAGAGAUGUACAGCUUGGCCCCCAUGAGGAACAGAAUCACCAGUCUGCAGACCGAGCUGAGAAACCUGAGGAGCAAGUAUACGCGUCAGCAGAAACAGUCAGAAAAGCAGAGCAGGCGUUUGUCCGACGACUACAAACGCAGCAUUGAGCAAUAUGAACGCAUGCAAAUGAGAAUCAAGCACUUUGCAGUGGCUGACGCCAAGCAGUUUGAGGAAACAUGGCGGAUGCUUGACAAGGAGGUGAGGCAACAGGCGGAGAAGGCCGUCCUCAUUGACUCACUGAUAUGGAAGCACCACCUGGGUGUAGCUUGGGAGAGACCUCACGGGGCCUCCUCUGUGGAUCCAGUCCAUCCUCAGAAACAAGUAAGUAUGGAACACGGGGCAACAAAGCAGAACGUCACCUCCGAUGGGAUGGAUGCAGCAUCAGAGAAGGACAAGAUCUCCGUGGAGACACUGAAGGAACUCAUGGAGCUGCUGUGUGACGAGUUGGGCUUCCUUGUGGAGGACAAAGUCCAGCUACUGUCUACAUUGGACAAGGAGGAACAGAAUGUUGUGAAGCUGGAUGCUCUUCUCUAUGCUUUUGGCAUAGAAAAGGAGGAUAUGCCCAAAUUGGCUGCCUUCCUUCUGAAUGACCAGCAGAGGGAGUCAUAUAACGAUAUUAGCCGUGGAUCAGUUGAAUCCAGUGCCAAGACGCAGGGAGGGGCCACCAGCUCCUCAUCUAAUAAGACCUUUGACCUCAUCCAGCCAAACCACAUCCUGCCUGCUCUUAAGAACUUCCUCAAGCAUCACCGCCGCUUCAGACGGAGCUCCACCUCUGAGCAGCCUCGCUACUGGAGUGCCGACAUGUGGGAUUCCUCAGCAGAUAAAGCCCACUGGGAGAGUCUGGCCAACAUCAUCCCUGAGGACAAACUUAGAGUGUGGGAUGCAGCUGAGAUCAUACUGAAAAAGCACUUGGCUGUCCUUACGGAGAUCUCUGAUUGCAUGCCUGAAAUUGAGGGUCUGGAACAGCAGAAUGCAGAACUUCGCAUGCUGCUGCAACAAAACAACUCAUGAGUACGUGCAUUUGUCAUUAUUAUUAAUAUCUUAAAAUAUGUUCCUUUUCAACCUCUAAAGUAUGAAAAUAUGUGCAAAAAAUAUUUGUUACCAAGUCAAUCACGAUCAGGAUAUCUAUUUACUUUAAUCAUAAAUACUAGGGAUGCGCCAGUCGAUCGGCCACCAAUCAGUAUCGGACGAUUUCCGUGAAAGAUCACGUUAUCGGCAUAUGCUGAUAAAUGCCUUUCAACGCUGAUCACCUGUGGCUCGUGUUAUUGCAGCGUGCUGCGAUCACCGCAUGCUGUGUAGUGUUUUGGGUAGCGUCGUCCUCCCACUUUCCUUCACACUGCGCAGGCGUGCCAACACAAAGACAAUCAUGCCUGCGGCGUGGAACUUAGCUGCCAACACAUGCCACGAAUAAUAAAGACUUUGUUGUGAUGUUCCGAGUGUCCAUGAAUGCAUCUUGCAGUCUGUUUAGUGACGAUGAGGAGUUGGA